AAUGAAAAGAAAAUAAAUUUCUUCUUCGAAAUCGGUCAAUAAUUUUAUGCCACUGUAUUCGUUAAUUGGUACAAAUCAUUAUUAUAAAACCAGGAAUAAUGAAAUCCACCAUGGUCGCCAUAUUACUCGGCCAUAUUUGAUUUCAUGGUCCUCGUCGUCGUCUUCGUCGUCGGACGUGGUCGUGGACGAUUGUCGAACAAAAGACGAACUGUCAGAAUAAAAAAAUUACUUGACGAAGUAAAUAAGAUAACGUGACGUGUUAAAGGUCAAUUAGAAAAGACAAGUGGGAUGUCAUUCACUAAAACAGGCGUUCACCAUUUUAUCGAGAUCACAAUUAAGGUUCCAAGUUUGUAAUCUUGAGAAUACGAACGAUCCUAACCUCUUUAUAUCGCUGUUAACAUGGGAAACAUGUGCAAUGAUUGUAUGGCCAGAGUGCCUUAUGCAACUCUUAUAGCAACUAUUAUGUGUUGUUUGGGUGUUGGAAUAUUUUGUGGCACUAUGUACAGAGGUGUUACUAUAUGUUCUCUUAUGAUGGAUCAGGUAUUUCAUUUGAGACUUGGCUGGUUGGAAGCAUUACAAUUGGUUCUUGCUAUAAUAGGAGCUAGCAUGGCUGCUUUAGGGUUCAUGAUUUUAUGCGUUGGUUGUCUUGCAACAGGUGCAACAAGACAUAAAGUAUAUAGAGCAUGGCGAUCUAGAGUAGGAGGUCGUAUUUCAUGUGCUGUUUUCAUGACCAUUACAUAUGUAUCGCAAUUGAUCUGGCUUGUUAUAUUUGCAAUUUUAAUUGUAAUCACAUUUCUGUUUACUAUAUUUUGGGGAUUGUGCAGUAAUCCUCGUGUUCAGUCUCUCGAUCAAUGCAUCGAUUUUACUCAAUUCAGUUUUCUAUUUCCAAAUAAUACAAGAACGGAAGACAUGAAAGUUUGCGGAUCUCAGGAAGUCAAACUAUUUUGUAAAGAUUUCGUUCAAAAUGCAGAAGUGAUGUUUAUUUUGGCAACAAUUGCCGCAAUAUUGGCGAUCCUAAGUUUAACGCAUUAUUUAAUGUGUUUGUCUGCCAAUUAUGCGCACAUACGUGAUCAUGAAAAAUUUCAAGAAUUACAAGAAUUACAAUAUCUUCAAGAUCCCGGGGAUCCAGAUUCUCCUCAACCUGGAAUGGGAACUUUAAGCUCUCAUCAUCAUGCUAAAGAUAGAUUCUAGGAUACAGCCCGUGAGAUCUUCGCUAUGAAUCCAUUAUAACAUUGACUGCUUCUAUCCUAUAGAAGCUUAUAAAAAUUCAGAACUGGAUUGACAACAUUAAUUCAUUAAUCUUUCAUUGUACCUAUUACUCAGUAUUCUACCAUAAUCGAAUAUUAGUCGCAGUAGUUUACUGAUUCAGAGGAUCUUACGGGAAUACUCUAUGCCGUCCAUUAUCUGCGACUGUUUUGUAAGCAUUUUAUUUUUUUUUUUACAUUCCUUAAGUUUUUCUUUUUUCUUUUUUUUUUUUUUUUUUUUUUUUGUAUAUCGUUUAAUAGUAUAUUAUCAUUUAUUUUAAUUUUUAUUUUUCAAUAUUUUUUAUUAUAAUAAGUAAUCUAUAAAAGAUACAAUGAAUAAUGACUUCAGAGAUAUAUAAUCUAUGAAUGUUAUAUAAAACUCGACAAUAUAUUAUUAAGAUUGAAAGAGAUAUAUGCACAAAGUAUUCAUAAAAAUGAAUAGACAUAUCCUGAAAAAUAUAUCUCAUAUUUUAUUAUAUUAUAAAUUAUUCCAAGUAAUCAUUUUAUUUCGCUACCUUCUCUUUUUUUUUUUUUU
This is a messenger RNA of Vespa velutina, 1779 nucleotides long. It is a transcript of the gene M6, whose product is annotated as neuronal membrane glycoprotein M6-a. Gene Ontology annotation, cellular component: plasma membrane. The transcript is spliced from 6 exons. Bases 400 to 1191 code for a protein of 263 amino acids. Lineage: Eukaryota; Metazoa; Arthropoda; Insecta; Hymenoptera; Vespidae. The record is from RefSeq and is a predicted model, not a curated record. Gene Ontology annotation, biological process: neuron projection development.